Kockovaella imperatae is the source of this 1594-nucleotide messenger RNA. RefSeq lists its product as hypothetical. Gene Ontology annotation, cellular component: nucleus. The transcript is spliced from 4 exons. Gene Ontology annotation, molecular function: protein binding; histone H4K20 methyltransferase activity. The coding region runs from base 197 to 1483 and encodes 428 amino acids. The record is from RefSeq and is a predicted model, not a curated record. Lineage: Eukaryota; Fungi; Basidiomycota; Tremellomycetes; Tremellales; Cuniculitremaceae.
GGUGAAUCGCGUCCAACUUUUGGAAUCCACAUCUUCUAUCAAUUCACUUCCCUCCCUUGUUCUAUAUAACAAUCUCUCUCUGUACACCACGCGACUCGUUGGACAAGAGAUCUGAAUGGUCCCAUGAGCUUGUCUCAGGCAUUCUCAAACCCUCUCUUGAUGGAGUCGACAGCUUUUGGUCCUUUCUGAACCCAUCAUGGAUAAUCAAGAAAACAAUCGUCAACAACUUCAACCUCGGCCUCUUUAUGCGGCCGAAGAGUUGUCAGAAGACGAUGAUCUCUGCAGCUAUAUCUUUGUGGAUCAGCUUGGAGUCACACCUGGGUCCAAGCUAGGUGUCUACCCCCAACAGUUGGACUUCAAGGGCCCCGUCUUCGAUCCACAAAGCGUGUUAGCCAUCCUUCAAGAGACCUUGUUCAGAGGGAGCCUUCAUGAUGAUUCGAGUGGGAGAAUCAAUGAGACUCUCAACAGAUUAUCAGAGUUGCCCAUCAUAAGAGCUCACCUGGAAGGCAGACAUAAUGCGCCGGCGAGGGACCGGUUUAGAGAGCAUAUGAAGCGAUAUCUUCUAGCCCUGCAACCCAAAUCUCGGGUUGAAAUACAUACGACUUCGCUCUAUGGCCAGUUUGUGGAUCGAACUCAACUCGCAGUCUAUGCCACCAGGUACAUCCCUGCCGGUACAACAUUAGAAGAACUCCAAGGGAGAAGGGUCCCCCUGCCUCCAGAAUGGCUGUUCGACGAAGAGGUCAGGUGUAAACGGCGGAAUGACUUUAGUCUGAUCCGGUCUGGGAGAAAGGGCAAGAAUGGGGAUCAACUGUUCUUGGGAACAGCUCGUUUUGUCAAUCACGACUGCAAUCCAAACGUUAGGCUUGAAGCUCGCGACAAAUCUGUCACCUAUCAUACACUCCGCCCGAUACAGAUCGGAGACGAGGUCCUGGCGUUCUACGGUGAUGGAUACUUUGGCGAUGACAAUUGUGAAUGUCUCUGCUUGUCGUGCAAGAACGAAGGAAGCGGAGGUUAUUCCAAGGGAAGUGACUCUGAUCAUGCGGAGAGUCAUGAGCAUCCCAGUCCAGCGGGUCCCAGCCGGUCGUCAACGGCAGGAUCCACCGAAGUUCAGACUCCCGAUGAGCCCGCUCGCCCUCUGGAUCAUAUCAAGCUCGUGGGGGGCAGUGGUGGUGGAGAAUCUGCCGCCAGUCCUCGGCAGGAAGAUGAGGCAGAUGAUGACGACGAGGACGAGGAUGAAGAGGAUGACAGCGAAGAGGAAGACGUUGCGCCUCGUAGGUCAAAGCGUGAGGUGGCCAGGGAAUGGAAAAAUCACCCUUUGAUCUUUCGGCGUCAAAGGAAGCCCAUGGCACCGAUUACACAGCCGGACGAUCAAGAGGAAGAGCCGUCAGAUGGGAUUGCCAGAUGCGUCACUUGCGUGAGGGAGCUGGGACAGAUUCGGAUGUCAUUCGAGGAACGAACCUUUGAACAUCAUUGCGAACGGUGAGCGUGCUUCCGGUCGCACAAUGUGCUCAUGCGUUGCUCAGGUGUGUCCACCACGCUCUGAUCUACAAACUUCCAUGGCCGCAUCGAAAGCGAGACGAGGUACAAGACUGGC